Molecule: messenger RNA, 5372 nt
Organism: Rhineura floridana
Lineage: Eukaryota; Metazoa; Chordata; Lepidosauria; Squamata; Rhineuridae
Gene: KDR
Product: kinase insert domain receptor
Exons: 30
Coding region: 213-4295 (1360 amino acids)
Biological process (GO): multicellular organism development; cell migration; positive regulation of kinase activity
Cellular component (GO): signaling receptor complex; membrane
Molecular function (GO): ATP binding; growth factor binding; vascular endothelial growth factor receptor activity
Source: RefSeq, a predicted model, not a curated record
AUCCACAGCAUUUUUUCCCCCGACAAGAGCGCUCGUCGCGCCUGCUCCGCGGAUCCUUUGGCUUUCUGAAGCGGUCGGAUCUAAGACGCAGCAGAGGCUUUGGUCCCGCAGCUGAUGUCUGGGCUCUAGCGGAGAUCACCCCGGGCUGGGCAGCUUCACCGGGACAUUUUUCCCCCCUUGGGGUGCUGUGGUUAUUGUUGGUCCGGCCAGAGAUGGAGCUUGCCGCAGGAGUGGGACUGAUCAUCGUACUGUGGGUUGCUGCGGAGCCCUGGCUGGUUUGUUCGGGCUCACCUGCUUCAUUGGAUCCACCAUCUCUUAGCAUCCAAAAAUCUUUUAUUACUGUAACUGCAAAUGAUACACUACAAAUUACUUGCAGUGGUGAAAGAGCUUUGGAAUGGCUUUGGCCUAACAACCAGACCAGUUUUGAAAACCGUGUAAUGGUGACUAACUGUACAGACAAUGUCUACUGUAAGAUGCUCACGCUCACAAACGUAAUAGGCAAUGACACGGGGUCCUACAAGUGCCUUUACCAAGACAACCAUACAAUGUCAAGCAUUUAUGUUUACGUACAAGAUUUUACAGAUCUUCCAGAUUACAGAUCUCCAUUUGUGACCUCAGUUACUGAUCAAAUUGGCGUCAUAUAUUUAACUGGAAACAAAACCGUGGUGAUACCGUGCCUUGGGUCCACAUCAAACCUAAAUGUAUCUCUGUAUGCGAAGUAUCCAGAGAAAAUAUUUGUUCCAGAUGGUAAAUCGAUUACAUGGGACAGUAAGAAAGGUUUCACUAUUCCCACCAACUUGAUCAGUGAUGUGAGCAUGGUCUACUGCAAAGCUAAGAUAGAUGGCGAAAGCUAUCAAUCUGUGAUGUACAUUGUAGUAGUUGUAGGAUAUAAAAUUCAUGACCUUACUAUGAGCCCUCCUCACCAAGUAGAGCUUGCAGCAGGAGAGAGGUUAACUCUAAACUGCACAGCAAGGACUGAGCUGAACGUAGCAAUCAUGUUUGAAUGGACCUACCCAUCAAGCAAGGUGACAACAAACAAGAAAAAGCAUGUUGUGAUCAGGGAUGUAAUAAAGACCUCAUCUGGUAGUGAAGUGAAGAAGUUUGUAAGCACUCUCACCAUAGACCAUGUGACCUUAAAUGAUGGUGGUCAGUACAGCUGCACAGCCUCCAGCAGCAGUAUGACUAAGAAAAACAGUAUUCAUGUCAUCAUCCAUGAAAAACCUUUCAUCGUUAUGGGCAGAAUGCCAUCUUGGGUGGAGACAAGAUUGAGUGAGCCAGCUAAAAUUCCUGUGAUAUUCAAAGGUUAUCCUCCUCCAGAGGCAAAAUGGUAUAAAAAUGGGAAACUCCUAGCUGCAAAUCGUACAGUCAGGCUUGGUUACUCCCUGACAAUCACUGAAGUGAGUGAAAGAGAUGCGGGAAAUUACACCAUUGUGCUGACCAACCCUAUUAACAAGGAGCGGGAGAAGCACACCUUUCAUCUGAUUGUGAACGUUCCACCUCAAAUUGGGGAGAAUGCACUUCUAGCUCCUGUGGAUUCAUAUAAGUAUGGCUCUACCCAAAUCCUAACAUGUACAGUAUAUGCUGUGCCAGCUGUGGCCAAGAUUCAGUGGUACUGGCAGUUUGAGGAAGAAUGUACUUUCAACCCACACCAAGCUGGACUGGGGAACAAUCCCUAUGCUUGUAAGAAAUGGAAAGAAAUAAAUGACAGAAGAGGUGGAAAUAGGAUUGAAACAGAAAAACCUCGGUUUUUUGCUAUUGCUGGGAAAAUGAAGACUGUAAGCAACCUCGUAAUUCAAGCAGCAAAUGUAUCCGCUUUGUACAGAUGUGUGGCUAGUAACAAAGCAGGAGAAGGCGAGAGGGUUAUCUCCUUUCACGUUACCAGAGGCCUUGAAAUUAACCUUCAGCCGAAAAGUCAACCUACUGAGAAGCACAAUGUAUCCUUGCAGUGCUUGGCGGACAAGUUCACUUUUGAAAACUUGACCUGGUUUAAGUUUAGCCCUCGUACUUCAAUGGUGCGCCUUGGCAGGCUGCCCAUGCCUGUCUGCAAGAACCUGGAUGCCCUUCAAAAACUGAAUGCCACGGUUGCAAGUGCCAAUGGCGAGAAUAUCACCAUGGACCUCCUGCUCCGUAACGUUUCCCUCCAAGAUAGCGGGGAUUACGUAUGCAUAGCCCAGGACAAAAAGACCAAAACACAUCACUGCCUUGUCAAACAUCUCACCAUUCAAGAGCCAGUGGCACCCGCAAUUACCAGAGCCCCUGGGAAUCAAACAACAAAUAUUGGUGAAACUAUAGAAGUAACUUGCAUAGCAAAUGGAAUUCCUUCCCCGCUCAUCACAUGGUUUAAAAAUAAUGAAUCCCUUAUUGACGAUUCAGGUAUUGUUCUGAAAGAUGGAAACAGAACUCUCACCAUACGAAGGGUUAGGAAGGAAGAUGAAGGCCUCUACACUUGUUGUGCCUGCAAUGUCCUGGGUUGUACAAAAGUGGCUGCAUUUUUUGAAGUGGAAGGCACUGAUGAGAAAACGAACCUCGAGCUCAUUAUUCUAGUUGGAACGGCGGUAAUUGCCAUGUUCUUCUGGUUGCUCCUUGUAAUCAUUCUCCGGACCGUUAAACGGGCCAGCGGAGGAGAACUAAAGACUGGCUACCUGUCUAUCAUCAUGGAUCCUGAGGAAGUCCCUAUGGAUGAGCAGUGUGAACGUCUCCCUUAUGAUGCCAGCAAGUGGGAAUUCCCCAGGGACAGGCUCAAGCUAGGUAAGCCGCUUGGUCGGGGAGCAUUUGGCCAAGUCAUUGAAGCAGAUGCAUUUGGAAUUCACAAAAUGACUACCUGCCAGACAGUUGCAGUCAAAAUGCUCAAAGAGGGUGCGACACACAGUGAACACAGGGCGCUGAUGUCUGAGCUCAAAAUCCUCAUUCAUAUUGGUCAUCAUCUCAAUGUGGUUAAUUUACUUGGGGCCUGUACAAAACCAGGAGGGCCACUCAUGGUGAUUGUAGAAUACUGCAAGUUUGGAAAUCUAUCGGUGUACUUAAGAAGCAAGCGGAGUGAUUUUCUUCCAUACAAGACCAAAAAUGCCAGGUUUAGGCAGGGAAACAGUGAAGUCCCUGCAGACCUGAAGAAACGCUUGGACAGCAUUGCAAGCAGCCAGAGCUCAGCCAGUUCCGGGUUUGGAGAGGAGCGAACUCUUAGCGAUGUGGAAGAGGGAGAAGCAACAUCUGAAGAUCCUUGCAAAAGCCCUCUCAGCCUGGAGGACCUCAUCUGCUACAGCUUCCAGGUGGCCAGGGGGAUGGAAUUCCUGGCCUCACGGAAAUGUAUCCACCGAGAUCUGGCAGCUCGCAAUAUCCUCCUAUCGGAUAACAAUGUGGUAAAAAUUUGUGAUUUUGGAUUGGCCCGUGAUAUCUACAGAGAUCCAGAUUAUGUCAGGAAAGGAGAUGCUAGGCUACCCCUAAAGUGGAUGGCACCGGAAACCAUUUUUGACAGAGUAUACACGAUUCAAAGUGAUGUUUGGUCCUUUGGUGUGCUGCUGUGGGAGAUAUUUUCUUUAGGAGCCUCGCCAUACCCUGGUGUAAAGAUUGAUGAGGAAUUCUGCAGAAGACUGAAAGAGGGAACAAGGAUGAGGGCCCCAGAAUAUACAACACCUGAAAUGUAUCAGACAAUGUUGGACUGCUGGCAUGGGGAACCCAAACAAAGACCAACUUUCUCAGAUCUAGUGGAGCAUCUGGGAAAUGUAUUACAAGCAAAUGCUCGUCAGGAUGGUAAGGACUAUAUUGUCCUUCCACAAACUCCAUUGCUGAACAUAGAAGAGGAUUCUGGACUCUCCCUGCCAACCUCACCUGUUUCCUGCAUGGAAGAAGAGGAAGUGUGUGAUCCUCAGUUCCAUUAUGACAGCACAUUAGAAAUGAGUCAGCAUCGCAAAGGAAGUAAAAGAAAAAGCCGUCCUGUGAGUGUAAAAACCUUUGAAGAUGUGCCUAUAGAACCAACAGUAACAGUGGCUCAAGAUGAUAAUCAGACGGACAGCGGGAUGAUUCUUGCAUCUGAAGAGCUAAAGACACUAGAAGAUAAGUCUGAACAACUAAUGUUGCCUUUUAGUGGCCUCGUCUCCAGUAAAAGUAAUGAGUCUGUUAUGUCCGAAGCAUCAAAUCCAACAAGUGGCUACCAAUCAGGAUAUCAUUCAGAUGACAUGGACACCACAGUUUACUCUGGUGAGGAAACAGAACUUUUGACUCUCAGGGAGAAUGCUUCUCAGACUUGCUGCACACUGGCAUAUAGCCCUGUGAUACCUCUUAACUCACCUCCUGUUUAAGAAACCCUCCAAAAUAAGGAAUAACUGGGACUUUUGCCAAACAUUGCCUUUUUCUUCAGCCAGUGGUAUGUGAUGCCCAGAACAUCUACAUUGAGAGGACUGGAAAAAGUAUGUGCAUCUCUACAUUUUCUUUGAUGAUGAUGAGGACACAAAGUGCUACAUGGAAUACUGGACCGAAACACAGCGUUCAGGACAGCUUGGAAGCUGAUCAGUUGACACCAAGCACUGUUUGCUGCCAUGACUAUAUGUGUUUAGAGUGUUUGAUUACAAAGCGAGCAUGGUGACCUUUGUGAUGUACAUGAACAGUGACCUUGACACUGCUUUUCUAUGCAGCUAUACAAACAUGCAACAGUGUUCCGCCAGAAUCCUUUGGAUUUUCAAUUUCAGUAGUGCCUUUAUUGUCUCUGGGCAUCUGUCUUCAGGAAGAUGCUAUUGCUAGUUUGCUGGUCUUGUUGAACCCUUUCAGAUAUAUAUAUCUUCAAUUAAAGGGACCUUCGGUCUAAAUUUCCUGAACCAAACUGGUGAAGAGUAGAGUGACUAUCCCUUUUGUUAAAAAAGAUCGUGUUUUGGCUGCAUGGCCUUGAUCAGCGGAAGGCCUUAAUCAACUGAGGUUCUAUCAAUGAAUGUUUCACACUGAAAUAGAUUUUUUUCUGUCUUGGGUUAGUCAAUACAUAGAAUUGGCUGAAUGAAUCCAGAGUUUUGCUUUAUGAUUCGGUGAUCUUUGUUUAUUUGAUAAACACUGUGUGGUUGCUCUUGAUAUACAAGUUUCUUGCUGUGGUUGGGGGAUCCCUGAUGUGUAGCACCCAAUGUACCCAGCAAAUGUUGUCAAUAUUCAUCACUGACAUGUUGCAUAACUAGCUGCUCAGAUGUUAUUACUGAUACUUGUAAAAGUAGGAAUUAUUGGACAGUUUUCUGUGUUUUUGUUACCCAGAGUUUUUAACAACAUAUGCUGUAAAUAACAAGAUUUUUUUUUUAAAAAAAGACAUUGUGAAAAUAUUUUGACUGCUGUUACUUUUGUAUUUUUUUAUUCAAUAUUGGUUCAAUAUUUCAAGAAUUGGGAACCUAUGAAUUAUCAAA